AUGAUCAUUCUCAGCGAUAAGCUUAUAAAACAACUGUUGCAAGGCCUGAAGGUCCCACAACUCCAGGAAUUUCAGUCCGUGCUUGCAAAGUCCCUAAUAGACUACCAGAAAGACCAUUCUCUGAUUCCUCCCCGAAUAGUUACCACCACUCCAUAUGCCACCCAUCUGUUUAUGGCCUCGACAGGCGAAAAUGUGGGAAUGAAAGCUUUGACAGGCUCCAAGCAAGGCUUUACAGGAGUGACCACUAUAUUGGACAAAGAGGUCGGCUUCCCCACCGGUAUCCUCAAUGCUGCUACUUUGACCGCUUUCAGAACUGCUCUUUGCACCAGCCUUGCUUUGGUCAAAACUUUCCCUAUAGAGUCUGUUGGUGAAUUCAAGGAAACACUGAUCUGCAUCGGGGUCGGUGCCCAAGGAAAGUGGCACACGAGACUGGCUCUAAUCUUGUACCCUCAACGUUUUAAUAACGUGGUUUUCGUCAACAGAUCUGUUGAUAAAGCUGAGGCAAUUGCUAGCGAGUUCCAGUCAGAAUUCCCAUCAAUUAAAUUCCAGGCAGCAAAAAUUGGUAGCAAGGACCUAAGAAGCUAUUUUGAAAAAGCGUCUUGCAUAUUCGGGUGUGUUCCAAGCACAGAGCCCACCAUCCUCAAAGACUACGUGGUGAAUAACUCUGUCGAAAAAGUAUUCAUCGGAGUUAUUGGAUCCUACAAGCCGCACAUGAUCGAGAUCGAGGGAGAACUGCUCAGGGCUUCCCUAUCGUCAGAUGUAAAGAUUCUAGUGGACUCGAUUAGUCAUUGCCUGGAAGAAGCGGGCGAGUUCAUCCAAAACGAUAUCGGCGCAUCUUCCCUAAUUGAGAUAUCCGAGCUUUACAUGGAUUCUGAAAAAGGUAGGGCUCAAGUGGAGGCAAUGGCGGCUUCGAAAGUUGUCAUUUCGAAAAUUGUGGGCCUGUGUAUCAUGGAUGUCUCGGUCGGAGCCCACGUGAUCGAGAAGGCCAAAGAACAGAACAUCGGUAUCGUUCUCGACGACUUCUAG
Ogataea angusta is the source of this 1026-nucleotide messenger RNA. RefSeq lists its product as uncharacterized. The transcript has a single exon. The coding region runs from base 1 to 1026 and encodes 341 amino acids. The record is from RefSeq and is a predicted model, not a curated record. Lineage: Eukaryota; Fungi; Ascomycota; Pichiomycetes; Pichiales; Pichiaceae. Gene Ontology annotation, cellular component: cytoplasm.